AUGCAGAUCUUCGUCAAGACCCUCACGGGUAAGACUAUCACCCUUGAGGUGGAGUCUUCCGACACCAUCGACAAUGUCAAGUCCAAGAUCCAGGACAAGGAGGGCAUCCCCCCCGACCAGCAGCGCCUGAUCUUCGCCGGAAAGCAGCUCGAGGACGGCCGCACCCUCUCCGACUACAACAUCCAGAAGGAGAGCACCCUCCACCUCGUCCUGCGCCUGCGUGGAGGUGCCAAGAAGCGCAAGAAGAAGGUCUACACCACCCCCAAGAAGAUCAAGCACAAGCGCAAGAAGACCAAGUUGGCCGUCCUCAAGUACUACAAGGUCGACUCCGACGGCAAGAUUGAGCGUCUCCGCCGCGAGUGCCCCUCCGACACCUGCGGUGCCGGUGUUUUCAUGGCUGCCAUGAACGACCGCCAGUACUGCGGCCGCUGCCACCUUACCUACGUCUUCGACAAGAAGGAGUAA
This is a messenger RNA of Colletotrichum siamense, 465 nucleotides long. RefSeq names its product Ubiquitin-40S ribosomal protein S27a. Gene Ontology annotation, molecular function: ubiquitin protein ligase binding; structural constituent of ribosome; protein tag activity. Gene Ontology annotation, biological process: translation; protein ubiquitination; modification-dependent protein catabolic process. Gene Ontology annotation, cellular component: ribosome; nucleus; cytoplasm. The record is from RefSeq and is a predicted model, not a curated record. Lineage: Eukaryota; Fungi; Ascomycota; Sordariomycetes; Glomerellales; Glomerellaceae. The coding region runs from base 1 to 465 and encodes 154 amino acids. The transcript is spliced from 2 exons.